CUUAACCUCCAAAUUGCUCUUCCCCUCCCCUCUAUUUUCCUCUCUUCCUUCGAAAACAGAGUGUAAAAAACAGAGGAAAGAAAGUUUAUGGAAAACUGUGCUUUCCAUCCCACUUUUCCCUCCCCUCCCCUCCUUUUUUCUCCUUCUUGAACACAUUGUCAGUAAAUAAAAAACCUAACAGGAGAAAAUCGAAAUGUUAAGUUAAUUAAAAGAAAAAGAAUGCUCUCACCACAAAAAAAAAUUCAAUCGAUUACCGAAAAGAAAGAAAGAAUGCAAUCUGUUAGACUGUUACAUAUCCCACUCCCACUAAAAAGAAAAAGAAGGAAAUAACGAAAGCAUUGAAUCCAUUCCGUCCCGGUUAACAAUUAAAAUUAGAAAUUAUUUAUAGCCCAAUCACUGGACGCCAUGUGGGCUAGGAGCAGCAACGGGCGGCAACCCGGCUCUCUGCCAAGUUUCGCCCCUUUUCCCACCGCCGUUCCGUCCUCCCUUCCGGGGGACCAAACAAUGGCGAGAACCCAAGUUCGACUCCUCUUAUGGAAACGCCUUAAACCCUGCUACAGCUUCUCCCACCUCUCUUCCUCGCCGUCCGCCCUUAAACCCUACUCCACUUCUUCCGCCGCCGUGUCCUUAUCUUCCGACCUUCCGAAACCCUCUAUCCUUUCCGCCCGCAUUAGCUUCCUUUCCGAUCAAAUCGAUGCCAUUGAGCGCGAACGCGCCGGGAAGCACGAAACCCUGCAAAAUAUUCCAACUUGGCGCCGGUCCAAAACUGACAACCAGCAGCCUCAAAAUCAGGAACGGAGAGAAGAGCCUAGUUUCCGGAAACCUGAAGUAGUAGUAGUUAGCUCCUCGCAUGAUGAAGAAUCCGAUGCUGGGUACGGUUUUGAUGUGAGCAGUUCUGGGUCGGGUGUUGAGCUGGGUACGGUUUUGCAUCCGUGGCCGGAAUGGAUAGAGUUGAUGCAGAGAUUGGCUCUGCAGAAUUACUUCGAUCAUAAGAGGAGUACAGAAGAGGACGAAAUGGUUGAGAGUUUGGGAAUUGAUGAUGGCUUUGAAGAUGUGAAGGCAGCUGUUGAGAAGAAUGAGAUAGGUAUUGAUUUCGCUAAAGAUUUUAGAACCGUCCAGAAUGCUUUUGUCAAUUUCGGCAAAGACAGAUUCGAUAUCUUGAGGUCAUUGUCGAGAAAGGAUCUCCAGCUGUUGGUUGGCUAUGGAUGCCCAACUGCAGACAGAAGGGUCAUUAUGUCUGCCAAACUCCUGAGGAAGCAUGUCCACCUUAAUGAAGACGAUGUUUGUAGCAGCUGCAGCUUGAGGAGCUCGUGUGGGAAAGCAUUUCUGCUGACAAAUAAAGAGGAGGAAGCACACACCAUCGAUGUAUUGCGGGUUCUCUUGGCUUACGGCUCUGAUCGUACAAAUGAGUCGGUAACUUCCAUCAAAACUGUGGUCCGGAAGCUAUUUCACGAGAUUGUAAAGCUGAGUGGAGAUCCUAUCAAUCCGAAUCUCCCUCCUCCUGUGAUCAAGAAACCUCCUCCAAAAGUGAAGCAGCCUCCUACGCCGCCGAAGGUACAAGUUGGACGUGAUGAUAUCGAGAUGAAGAAAGGCGAUUGGCGCCUCAAAUGUGACUUCAUGAAUUUCACGAAGAACACUGCAUGUUUACAAUGUGAUGCCAAGAGGCCAAAGAGAGAGUUGCUUCCUGGAGAACGGGAAUGCCCUCAGUGUAACUUAAACUAUAGGAGAAACAUGGUAUGCCUUCAUUGUGAUUGCAAGCGUCCACAUGAAGAAUUCUUGGAGAAUAGAAUGGAGGAAAGGAAUCGUGAGCAGAAAACAAGGUUCGAGAAGGAUGCAACUCGUCCUGAAGUGUCGAAUGCCUGGAACUUCAAUUUAAAUGACGACGAGUCAGAUGGUGCAGAUGUUGCUGCUUUUGAGAAUGCAGACUCUGUAUUGAAUGAUCACGAACCUCCUAUGUCCGCUGCUCCAGCUCAGGGAGAAAACUUCAGAGACCGUGAAAUGGGUGCCAGAAAUCCAAGCAGGAUGGGGGAGACGCAUGUAGGUAUGAAGGCUUUGAAGGAUGUCCCAUCACCAAAUUUCUUGAGUUACAAUAUCGCAUUGUGUCACGUGUGCAAGUCGAAUGAUCUGGUUCAUAUUAAGGAUGUUCUGUGCAGGAUGGUGAGCAAGGGUUACUAUCCCACUGCUCAGACUUUUGAGACUGUUCUGAAUUGUUUCUGUAGGGUAGGUAACUUAGGAGGGGCAUUUCAAGUAUUGGGUUUAAUGGUUGUAUUGGGAGCUUCACUGUCUGUCAUGAUUUGGACUAAGUUGAUCGGUGGAUUCUUCAACUUGGGUGAACCUGUUAAGGCAGGUUUUCUGUUUAAGAAGAUGGUUGAGACGGGUUGUUCUCCGAAUGUAGUUACUUACACAACUCUCUUUAGAGGAUAUGUAGAGUCCGGAAUGGUCGAUGGGGCGUUUACUGUUUUGACUGCUAUGGAAUCUGGGGGUCUUGCUCCUGACCUGGUUCUUUGCAAUGUUCUGAUGCAUAGUUUGAUUAAGAUUGGGAGGGAAGAUGAUGCUGCAAGUUUAUUUGUAAGUAUGCUGAAAUGGAAUUUGGUACCUGAUUCUUUCACUAUGUGUUCUUUGCUGUCGACCCAAGGUUCUUCUAGAAACUUCCUCUUGUGGUUAAAGCUGCUUGCCAGGUUUAUCAUGUUAGAUGAUCCAGUUCUCUAUAACUCGUUGAUACAUUAUUGUUGUUAUGCUGGGUAUCCGUUUCUUGCUGAGUGGUUUUAUGAAGAUAUGGUAGAGAAAGGGUUCAUGCCAGACAACUAUAGUUUUGCUGGAUUGCUUAGAGCGCUAUGUGCACAAGGAAGAAGUGAUAAAGCCGUCAAUGUGUAUCUUGGACUUCUUAGGACUGGCCAUGAUCUUAACACUCGUGUGCAUACUGUAAUUAUGGUUUGUCUUAUACAAAGUGGUGACUUUGACAGGGCAAUAAAGUUGUUUAGGGAAGCUGUGGUGCAGAAGUACCCAUUAGAUGAUGUGUCGUACACAGUUGUCAUCCGGGGACUGUUUGAACGUGGGAGGACAGAAGAAGCAAUAAACUUGUAUGACAAAAUGAAGUCUGUUAAUUUGUCUCCUAAUGUGCAUACAUAUAAAGUAAUGCUUCAUGGGUUGUCCGUAAGGAGAGACCGUGAGAGGAUUGAGAAGUUGUUGGAAGAUAUUGUUGAGGCUAAGGUCCUGCUGGAUGAGGGGAUGCAAUGAGAAGGCAAUAAUGGAGGGGAAGUGCGAGGGCGGGUUCAAGAUUUCAAGACUGUUACUUGGACUGUGUGGGUUCUAAAGGCGGGCGGGAAUUGUUUCAGGGUGUAAAGAGCCCUACAAGGAUCUUGACGAAUAUGAGGAGAUGGAUGAGGAGAAAGAUCACGACUGCGAUGAAGAAGAGAAGGGAAAGAUCUAGCUCUGUGCUGUCCAAAUUUUGGACAAAUGGAUUUCAUUGCUGAAGUCUAUUAAGCGUAUAAGCCACCCGCCUGAGUUUGAUCACACCAAGUGCUUGAUCGAGACCAAAGGAACUAUGGGUCUGGUAACUCUGUGUGGUCUAAAUAUGGGUAUGGCGCCGGCGCUAGCGCCGGAGCUAAUGCAUUUGAGCAUUCCCAAAUUUCGGUGAGAAGUGUACAAGACCCUUGACCAGUAAAGUCUCUGUUUCUGCUGCGAUUCUCAGUCCGUACAGGUAUCCUCGACUCACUCUCUCUCUCAACCAGAAAGUUUGAUUCAGUUUGCUAAUUUUCAAAUUAAGGGCUUCAGUAUUUCAAUUAUGAGGAUUUUUUUUUUUUUGUUCCUUUUCUCUGUUUGCUCUCUGUAUUUCAAUGGAUGCGGCAAUUUAUUCUUGUACUAGGUCUUGUGAUGGCUGCUGUUUCCAAAUCAGUUAUAUUUCCAUCAAGUUCUUACUGUGUCACUUUUACCCUUGCUUAUAUCACCUGUGCCAUAUAUUCUCACUGAGCUAUCUUCUAAGUUGAUAUAAUAUAAUACUUCAGGUGGUACAUCUCUGGGGAAACAGCAUUGUGUCUGUGGACCGGCACCUUGUAUAUCACAUAUUUAAAGAUAACAUCUCGAGAUUUUGGUAUGAUUACUUGUUGAGAGCUUGUCUCUACUUGUUGGAGUUUGUUUUUAAAUGGAAUGAAACUAUGUUCUAAUUGACACUCCAUUCUUUCUAGGUGGAAGGAUGCAAUCGCCAUACUGCUGGUGAUUACUUUGUUAAUCUUCCUUGUAUUUCUACUUCUUCUCCUGCUCUUCCAUAGGUAUGUAAAUUCUGGCUUUUCCCCCACAAAUAGCUGGUGCUGUGUUUGUUGCAUUAUACCAUCACGCAACUCUCUUGAAAGCUAUUGUCUUUCACCUCUGGCCAUAAAAAUUUCCACCAUAUAUUACAGUAAACUUCCUUCUACUUCCUGAAAAGGUGAAGGAUAAAAGUCUCUAUUGCUGCAGGAAGUACCUUUCCCGAAAACGAACCUUUCGGAAGCAUUUAAACAAUCCACUAACUCUUGUUUCUGGUACAGCUAUCUUAUUUUCACCAACUAGACCACCUUUGAACUAGUAAGACGCUAGGCGGAUCCCAGAUUUGAGCUACCGUGUAAAGCUGCAUACUGAGGACCUUGCUUAGGUCCUGGCUACUUUUUCCAACAUGCCCUCUUGUUGAUCCACCGGGGUAUUCCUGAAACUGUGUAUCCCUUCAGUAAGGGAGUUCUGGGACAACUUGUAUGGUUUUUUGUUGUGCUCCUAGAAGCAUGUACAGUUUGGAAAAGAGCAUGCCUUCCAGGGUUGAACUUGAAGAGAGGUCAAGACCUUACACGUGCUUUGGAUAUUUUGACAGGCCGUUGCUGCCAAGAGCUUUGUUGCAUUGUAGAUUUACUCGUGUGCAGACUAUUCACGCUAGAGUCCAUUAGGAAGACAGUUUGUUCCAUCAAUCCAUUUGUCUCCUCUCUGGAAAAGAACAACACUUUUGCCGCAUCUUUAGAAGGAUCUGCAGGUAGGGUUAAGGCAAUUGUGUUCUUGACUUCAGUAUUGUUAAGUCUUGGUAAGUCAGGUACGUCAUAUUUGUGUAACUUUUUGUAUAUGCUAAUGAGGAUGGAGGAAAUUGAUUGUAUCACUGUAGUUUAACUGUAACUAUUUGCAAGCAAAGCAGCGAGACCAUUGUUACGAAUUGUAAAAUUAUGUCUCACCCUAUAUGAUAUUAAGACAUAUAUAAGUAAAUAUAUCUUAUUUUU
Linum trigynum is the source of this 5231-nucleotide messenger RNA. NCBI's taxonomy places the organism in Eukaryota, Viridiplantae, Streptophyta, Magnoliopsida, Malpighiales, Linaceae. The record is from the annotation of a GenBank genome assembly.